UAAGUUGAAAUUGCUCUUACCACCACCUGCUCAUUCAAGAAUCUUUCAGCUUUCCCCUAACAGCACCAACCUUUGGCUAUGGCUUCUUGAUCUGUGGAUCUCCCUGUUGUCUCAAUCUCGAUCCAAGAUCACUGCCAAUCUAUCUCAAGCACCUUUUCCCCUUCGGUGGUAGUAGCAACGAAAAAAAAAUCCAAUCUUUUGACCAGCGAAGCUUGGGGAAAUGGGUUUGCAGCAGGAUGUUUCUUGAAGGGCAUGCCAGUUUAAUGCAAGAUUUCUAGAUUGUUUUGGCUCUACUGUUCCCUAGCAAGUUUUUACCAGUGAGAUAUUUUUGUUCCAAGAAAGAAGUAAUCAGACGAACAGAAGAAACUGCAUCUAUCUAUCUUUAGAACCUGUAGCUUUAGUAGUUGCCCGGGACAUACAUCUCCAGAUACUUCUGAAUCGAACCAAUGGGUAGGGGAAGAGGCAGGGGGAGGAAGCUCACCAAUGGCAGGACCCAUGAGGAUAAGGGGAGCAGCGGUGAAGAGGUCGUUGUGCCUGCAAGGAAGAGGAGGGGACGGCCCCAAAAGCGCGUCGCCCAAAAGAUCAAUCAGGCAGAGGUGAAAAAUCUGGAGGAGGCUGACGAUGGCGAUGAGGACUACGAAGUGGGAGCAGGGGAUGAUGCCAAACCGGAAGCAUCAAGAGCAGAAAAUAUCUCUGCAGGAACUGGUACUAACAAGAGGAACAGGAUGCCCAAGGAAGAAGAGGGUUCAAAUCUUGACAUGGAGGAGAACAGCUCAAGCACUCGAUCCAGCAACGAUGAGUCGACCAGGUCCAAUGGCUUCCGGCAGAUUGGAAGCCGCCGGAAGAGCACGCCACGGCGAGCCGCGGAGGCGGGGAUAUAGCUGGGAUGAGAUGAUUUUUGGGUAUCAGUUGGGUAACUGCUCUCCAAUUUUGUCACCUUCAUAUUUCAGUAGUAAUCUUCAAUUUCUGUAAUCUUGGUGUUUGCUAGGCCCUACAUGAGUGUAAACAUAUACUGAUUCAUCAGAAGUUUUGCUUAUGUUGAUGAACAAAAUGUAUGAACUGCUAGGGCUCCACAUCUAGCUGUUCUAGGUUCUUGGCUUAUCCUAGUUUUCUACUUUUUUGGUGGACAGGUUGAAUAGUGAAUUGAUUGUUAAGCACCAUGUUUUGCUCCACAUCAACAGACUGUGCUACCACUUGUUCUUGCAACUUUGAUUCAACUAAU
Molecule: messenger RNA, 1222 nt
Organism: Phragmites australis (common reed)
Lineage: Eukaryota; Viridiplantae; Streptophyta; Magnoliopsida; Poales; Poaceae
Exons: 2
Coding region: 447-881 (144 amino acids)
Source: RefSeq, a predicted model, not a curated record